Messenger RNA from Blastocystis hominis, 1649 nucleotides. RefSeq lists its product as hypothetical. The transcript has 9 exons. Gene Ontology annotation, molecular function: ATP-dependent protein folding chaperone; ATP hydrolysis activity; ATP binding. The record is from RefSeq and is a predicted model, not a curated record. Lineage: Eukaryota; Bigyra; Opalinata; Blastocystidae. Gene Ontology annotation, biological process: protein folding. Bases 1 to 1632 code for a protein of 543 amino acids. Gene Ontology annotation, cellular component: chaperonin-containing T-complex.
AUGUCGAGUCUUAACCUGCUAAAUCCAAAGGCAGAGUACAUAAAAAAGCAGCAGGCAAUGGCCGUUCAGAUCACUGCUGCUUCUGGAAUGCAGGAAGUUCUCAAAACAAACUUGGGACCGAAAGGUACCAUGAAAAUGCUCGUGGGGAGUUCUGGGCAAAUCAAGUUGACAAAAGACGGAAACGUGUUGCUCCAUGAAAUGCAAAUUCAGCAUCCUACCGCUUCGCUGAUUGCUAGAACGGCAACUGCUCAGGACGAUAUUACUGGAGACGGCACAACAUCGACGGUUCUGUUCAUUGGUGAACUCAUGAAGGUGGCAGCGCGCUAUGUGAACGAAGGCGUGCAUCCGCGUCUGUUGACCGAUGGAUUUGAAAUUGCCAAGACGGAAUGUCUCCGAUUCCUCGACACGUUCGCUGAGCCUAUCGAAGACAUCGAGAACGACCACGAGCUUCUCUACAGCGUGGCCCGCACCUCCCUGCGCACCAAGCUCGAAGAAACCCUUGCGGACCACCUCACCGAAAUGGUCACCGACGCGGUGCUCACCGUGAAGCGUCCUGGCAAACCGCUGGACAUCCUGAUGAUCGAGCAAAUGGAGAUGAUCACGAAGGACGCUCUGGACAGUCGCCUGGUGAAAGGCCUGGUGCUGGACCACGGCGCCCGGCACCCGGACAUGCCGAAGUCGCUGAAGAACUGCUACGUCCUGAUCCUGAACGUGUCUCUGGAGUACGAGAAAAGCGAGACGAACGCGUCGUUCGUGUACAGCACCGCGCAGGAGCGCGACGAGCUCGUGGCCGCCGAGCGCAAGUUCACCGACGACAAGGUGCGCAAGAUCAUCGACUUCAAGAACACGCUCUGCCCGCCGGACGGCGACCGCAGCUUCGUCGUGAUCAACCAGAAAGGCAUCGAUCCGCUCUCCCUCGACAUGCUCGCCAAGGCCAACAUCCUCGCGCUGCGACGCGCCAAGCGACGCAACAUGGAGCGUCUCUCCCUCGCCUGCGGCGGCAUCCCCAUGAACAGCGUCGACGACCUCUCCCCCGCGGUUCUGGGCUUCGCGGGGCACGUGUACGAGCAGACGGUCGGCGAGGACAAGUUCUGCUUCGUCGAGGACGUCCGCAACCCCUUCUCCUGCACGCUGCUGCUCCAGGGACCCAACCAGCAGGUCGUGGCGCAGCUGAAGGACGCGGCGCGCGACGGAAUCCGCGCGGUGAAGAACGCGCUGGAGGACGGCCGGCUGGUGCCCGGAGCGGGCGCGUUCGAGCUGGCGGCGUACGAGGAUCUGAUGAAGAUGGCGGGAACGGUGGAGGGAAAGGCAAAGCUGGGCGUGCGCGCGUUCGCAGAGGCGCUGCUGGUGAUCCCGAAGACGUUGGCAGAGAAUAGCGGAUUUGAUGUGAUGGAUACGAUUCUGGAGGUGCAGGAGGAGAUUCAGAAAUCGGGAAUGAAGGGAGGGAUUGAUGUGGUGACGGGAAAGGUGAUGCUGCCGUCUAUGGAGGGCGUGUGGGAUAAUUACCGCGUGAAACGACAGUUUAUCCAGCUGAGCACGGUAAUCGCCAGCCAGCUGCUAUUGGUGGACGAGGUGAUGAGUGCAGGUCGGAACAUGGGUGCUCAGUCACAAGCGCCAGCGGAAGAGGAUUAAGUGUUUGGGUUUGUUGU